AUGGCUUGUGAUUUGAAAAUCUCUGCACGUCGUUUUGCUUGCGUGUACUGUUUCUGGGUCUGGGCUCGUGCGAGUCGUGCAAUGUGCGGAAACUGCAGCAGCGAAUACUCAAUGAAUAUAGUUGUUCACGCUACCAAGAUCCGACAGCUACUUCAUUCGCCUGGACUUUGCUUGCUUGGACGUCUUGGCCACUACUCUCACUUUGCUUUGGCCGUCCUGCACUCGUGCAAUUUGACAGAUUUAUCAACUGUGCGCCCUCCGUGCCCCUGCCGAUGCCGACUUGACGACCUUGCUCCUUCCACCAGGUCGACGAUGUGUCGAUUCGUCUCACAAAUCACCGUCUACAAGUGCGGUGCGGUCGAGCAUGUUGAGAUAAAGGACGAAGACUGUAAACGAAGGGAAUGCAUCAACAGCAAGAAGCAUCCGUCUAAUUGUGCCCAAGAGUCAUUCCUCAAGCGACUAGCACGCCUGUUUUCGAGUCAUGAGCCGAAGCCUCAUGGACCAGGAUGUCGUAACUACCGAGAACUUUCAUUUGCAUUCAUGAACCGACCAAUGGAACAAUGCAGUGACAAGAGUUGUAAGCUCGUACAAGACCAGAACAACCCAUCGUUCAAAGCAGCUGUAGAAGCCAUUCGUGCCUUUGUGUUCCAGUCGAUACGUGAGCAGGAACAGGCAGAGCAUGAUGCAGCGUCGACGAGACAGCUUCGAGAUGAGCCGAUACCUUGGACCCCGCCGAACACUGCCCAAUGA
Molecule: messenger RNA, 750 nt
Organism: Fomitiporia mediterranea MF3/22
Lineage: Eukaryota; Fungi; Basidiomycota; Agaricomycetes; Hymenochaetales; Hymenochaetaceae
Exons: 7
Coding region: 1-750 (249 amino acids)
Source: RefSeq, a predicted model, not a curated record